CUUUCAACAAAUUGGGACAUAUACCUCGUGGCUGGAAGUGGUGGGUUCCCUCACUAGGACAGUUGGUUGUUGGAUUUAACUGGUUGGAAAAGACUGAGCUCCAUUCUGUGAAGCAGGAUUUGAAUUUGACCUGUUUGCUUUAAUGCAAAGUAGUGCUUUAGCCAUGCCUCGCCUUCUUGGCCCCCUCCUUACUGUUCUACUUCAGCUUUUUGUCUUCCCAUGUGUGACUGAUGGGGCUUACUACGGACACAAGCAACACCCUCAGCCAUACCAGCCAAUGCAGCACCUUCAACACAUAAACAUGGGAAAUAGAGGUUUUCCUCAACAACAGUACAUUGGCAAGGAAGUGCCCUACAUGCAAUAUCCACACUAUAGGAAGGAGCUGCCCCAGAUGCCAUUGCUUAAGGGCAAAGAAAAUCCCCGUAAAGGGGGGAACUACAAUGGUGGUAAAGAAAAAGGUUUAACAAUACCUAGUGCUGUGGAAGGAGUUCCUCAGGGAGAACAAGGCCCAGCUGGACCACCUGGACCUGUGGGACCUCCAGGACCUCCUGGACCUCCAGGGAAUGGAUUACCUGGCCCAGAGGGCCAACCUGGACCUCCAGGUCCACCAGGAUUACCUGGAAUGGGAAAACUAGGCUUGCCCGGACUGCCAGGAAAACCAGGUGUAAACGGUGAGCGUGGGCCUCAAGGGAAAAUAGGACCAAGAGGGGAAGAGGGUCCUGAUGGUCCACCAGGUCCACAGGGACCCCAAGGACCACCUGGGUUUCCUGGAAUAGGUAAACCAGGGUUACAGGGAUUACCGGGACAACCAGGUGUCAAAGGGGAACCGGGUCACAAAGGCCUGCCAGGUCUGCCGGGAUUACCAGGACCAAAAGGAGACAAAGGGAUGGGUCUGCCUGGACAGCCUGGUCACAAAGGACUUCCUGGGCCUCCUGGACCUGCUGGCCCAAGAGGGCUGCCAGGUCUUGGAAAACCAGGGUUAAAUGGUUUACCUGGUCCACAAGGACCCCCAGGACAUAAAGGAUAUCCUGGAGAAGCAGGCCCUCCCGGACCAGCUGGGGAAGGAGGGAAGCCUGGCCCACCAGGUCCACCUGGUCAAGGAAAGCCAGGUCAAAAUGGUCUGCCUGGACAGCCAGGAAGGACAGGUGAGAAGGGCCUUCCAGGACCACCAGGUCUGCCAGGAAAGCCAGGUCUUCCAGGAUUUGGCAAGCAAGGACUUCCAGGACCAAAAGGUGAUAAAGGAAUUGGUGCACCCGCAGGACCCCCAGGACCCAAAGGAGAAAAGGGUAUUGGUGGAAUACCUGGAAUGCUUGGACUCCCUGGACCGAAUGGUCCUCCAGGUCCUGCAGGACCAAUUGGAGAACCUGGAAGUAUAGGUGCACCUGGUCCUAAAGGAGAUAGUGGAGAUGAAGGACCAAGAGGGCGUGAUGGGGCUAAGGGUGACCUUGGUCCUCAAGGACCACCUGGUAAGGAUGGUCUACCUGGGGAACUUGGAGAACCAGGCCCAAGAGGUCCACCUGGAUCAAGUGGUCCAAAAGGUGCGGAUGGCCAGAAAGGUCUAGCUGGUAUGCCUGGUCCCCCUGGAACUCCUGGUUUGAGAGGACAUGCCGGAUUACCUGGGGAAAGAGGUAUUCAGGGACCUCAAGGAAUCCCUGGAAUAAAUGGUGCAGUUGGACCCAUUGGGCCUACUGGUCCCACAGGACCCAAAGGAGAAAGUGGUCCUCCUGGUCCACCAGGCAUUGCAGACAUUGGGAGUCCUGGCCUGCCUGGUCCUGUAGGAGCCCCAGGAAGAGAGGGACCGUCUGGACCCCCUGGACAACCAGGUCAACCUGGUCCACCUGGACCACCAGGACCACCCGGUGAACCCGUUUUUUCACCAGAAAUGGCUGGAGUACUUUCUGAGAUGGGUCCGGGACUAGAUGGUGUUAAAGCUGGAAGUUAUGAUAAGAAGGGCAAAUAUGGUGGAGGCUGGGCUGAAGUAAUGGGUUCCAGUGGCCUUGAAAUGCCAGCAUUUACUGCUGUAGCAUCUACACCCUUUCCACCUGUGGGCAGCCCAGUUGUUUUUGAUAAACUUUUGUACAAUGGCCGCCAAAACUACAAUCCCCAGACAGGAAUUUUCACCUGUGACAUUCCUGGCAUUUAUUACUUUGCCUACCACAUUCACUGUAAGGGAGAAAAUGUGUGGGUGGCUUUGAUGAGAAACAGUGAGCCUGUGAUGUAUACCUAUGAUGAAUAUAAAAAGGGUUUCUUAGAUCAAGCAUCGGGAAGUGCAGUACUACCUCUUCAACCUGGGGACACUGUGUACAUUCAGAUGCCAUCAGAUCAGGCCUCUGGACUUUAUGCUGGAGAGUAUGUGCAGUCCUCCUUCUCUGGGUAUUUGCUCUAUCCAAUGUAAUACCCCAUACUUCUGGAAGAGGGAGCAGAUGCUUAUUUUUGUGAAAUAGUUGACCGUAUAUUAAAUUAACUUAACUUAACUGGGCAUUUUUUUAAUGUUGAGUCAAAAAUGAUGCUAUCAUUAACAGAGGUUAAACUACAGUAUUUUGUACUGUAUUGUCUUAAAGUCAUUCCAAAUAGGUGACCUAAGACUUGUUUUCAAUUUUGAGAGAGUUAAAAGAACCAAAUAAUUACAGCUUUAUUUACUUCUAAGAAAAUAUCAACUGUCUCAAAACAAUGCAAUUGCUGUGACUUGUUAUAUGCUGACUGAAAUACAGAAAGCUUUUGGAGUCUCAUAUCAACAGAUAAUAAGGCUCUCUGGUCACUACAUUGUGCUACAGUAAUGUCAAAUUCAGCCUCACACAGUUUUCCAAUUGGCCACUAACAUCUUGACAGGAAAACGGUAUCUAUUUCUACACAUAUACAUCGGGUCUUUUAAGGUAUCAAUGCUAUAGAAAAUAUAAAAUGGCCUCAUGACAAUGGCAGUACAGAUCAUAUCACUAUUUUGUAAGAAUUGAGUUUUGAACGCUUUUUGUUUAGUUUGCAAAUGUCUUAGUUUGGGAAAAAAACCAAAACUUGAGCAUGGUAAAUUUUAAUAAGAAAAUCAUAUGGGCCUACUUAAUAAAUUUUGAAAAGAUGCGUGAUAGAACUUCCUAUGUUUUAAAUAAAUGUGUCCGUUUUUGUACUCCUGUGAAAAGCUGAAGACCAACAUGACAAGCUUUUAAGAAAUAUUGACUACAAAAACACAUGAUACAUGAAAAACAAUAUAAUGUUAUCCUUAUUUUGAAGUGUUAAUUGUUCAUUUCUGAAUCUGCUGCUGUGAAAAACAAAUUAGUAUACUUAUUGAUGCUCUGAACUAUUAAGCCACUCUACAUACUACAUUAGAUUAAUUCAAAACAUAAAAAAGGAAAAUAUGGUCACAAGCACCAUACAUUUAUGCUGUCCUUGUUUGCUAGCAUUUGCUACUGAGGUAAGGUACUUAUUGUGUUGUUGUCAGGGAUUACUUCAAUAGAAAGUGCUUUUUAACUGUCAAUCAGAAGACCCUUUUCUUCUGAGACACUUUAGUUGAACUAAUUUAUUUUGUCUAAAUUCAAUAAAAUGAAUGGUCAUUUGUAUUGCUUUUAUUUAAGGGUUUUAAUUGAAAAAUUCACUGUUCAAAAGUGUUUUGCAGGACAUGAUUUCAUAUAAGAAGGAUAUCGUUUAUGAUCCAUUUCCCAUGUACUGAAUGAAUUAUGAUGUUAAAGUAAAAGAAGAAGAGCUUAAAGACGAGUAACCAUGGUGACGAUAUUGUCUCUGUCAUCAAAAUGUUAUUGUGUUAAUGUUUAAAGUUUGCUAUGAGUUUUUAAAAAAAAUAAAGAUUGUUAAGUAAAAAAU
This is a messenger RNA of Cyprinodon tularosa, 3807 nucleotides long. It is a transcript of the gene col8a1a, whose product is annotated as collagen, type VIII, alpha 1a. NCBI's taxonomy places the organism in Eukaryota, Metazoa, Chordata, Actinopteri, Cyprinodontiformes, Cyprinodontidae. The coding region runs from base 143 to 2395 and encodes 750 amino acids. The transcript has 3 exons. Gene Ontology annotation, molecular function: protein binding. The record is from RefSeq and is a predicted model, not a curated record.